Grus americana (Whooping crane) is the source of this 4533-nucleotide messenger RNA. It is a transcript of the gene AGTR2, whose product is annotated as angiotensin II receptor type 2. The transcript has 2 exons. Gene Ontology annotation, biological process: blood vessel diameter maintenance; regulation of apoptotic process; inflammatory response. The record is from RefSeq and is a predicted model, not a curated record. Bases 3011 to 4129 code for a protein of 372 amino acids. Gene Ontology annotation, cellular component: membrane. Gene Ontology annotation, molecular function: angiotensin type II receptor activity. NCBI's taxonomy places the organism in Eukaryota, Metazoa, Chordata, Aves, Gruiformes, Gruidae.
AGCAGGAUUUGGCAAAGGGCAGCCUGAGGUAUGACCCCCUUGCACCAGGUGCAUCAGGCCAAUCUCUCGUCUGCUAAGAGUUAUGAACCCAGCACAAAGUUUCAGUUUUGGAGGUAGAACAGAAUAGACAGUCAGUAUGUGUGGGGAUCAAAAGUGCAUCUGGAAAGGAAAAUGUUAUAUUUAAACCUAAACAAUUUGUGUUUGUUAUCUUUGCAAAAUAAACAUUCUCAUGCAUUUGACAUUUUCCCCUGCAUACAAAGCAUGCUAGGUGGAAUGGAGCAAGAUCUUUCACCGGUUGUUUGUGUGUAAAGCAACCAGCAGCAAGAAUUUCUGGCUGAGGGUGUCCUGUCACAUACUGUUAGUAAAAAAUUGAAUACAUAUGGGUCAGAGUGAGUGCUGAUAUCUCAGGUCACUCACCCGAGAGCCAGCAGUCCUCUGGGUCUGAGGCGGGGUAUGUACAGGUGCAUUUCUUCUCCUUUGUAGAAGGACAUGUCACCUCUGCACUUGCACGUCCCACAUGCCCCUACUGACCUGCUUGGUAGACAUCUGAAGAAAGAACAGAGGUUUUGCAGCGUGUCUCUAGGAGGUGCAUCAUCUGUUUAACGCCUCUUGAGCAAAACAAGUCUCCUGCUAGUGGUUGUGUUAUGUGGGAACUGAGUGCCAAUCUUCAUCUUAGAGCUUUUUGGUUAAGUUUUUACUUUUUCAGCCCCCAAGCUAUUAUGGAUGUUAGUGUUUCCUUUACAAAUUUUCUUUAUUUUUUGUUGAGCAAUGCAAAUUUCAAUGGUUCCAGGGUGUCUUCUCUCCUCCUCUGCCUUUUCCAUAACAACCUCAAAUGAGAGUGGGGAGGAAUGAGUGGGAAAAGGAAGAGGAAGGGAUGCCCCAAAAUCAAACUAAACAUUUAUGGAAUGGGUGAGUGUGUGCAUUGGGGAGGUUCAUAUAUAUAUCUCGAGAUAAGAAGGAUGUGCUGACGUGUAUGUUGUCUAACUCUGAGUGUGACACACAGUGCUUGAGCCUUUGGGACAGAUGAGGUCUUCCAUCCUGUGCAGUGAUUUGGUAUUACCCUCACUCAAGAUACCUGUGAUGUUUGGGUCUGUUUCUGUUUUAUCUGCUCUCAGCAUGUCAUUUCAUUGAGCAAUUUCAGCUUUCUUUCCCUUCCAGUGUUUGCCCCAAGCACAGGCACUGGGCAUGUUUGCAGCCUGACAGUCCUGACCACUGACUGCUUUGUCAUUGUGUCUGUGAAGCAGUAAAUCAGCUGCACUGUGAUAAAUAGAAAUGCUGCAUGGGCUUCCCCGUCUUUAAAUAACCCAGUCUCCUCUUGCACAGAAAAUGCCAGGAGCUGGACUCUUAAUAUGAGGCAGAUAAAGCCAAAAGCUGCCAAGGAGUCCUCUCCCUGCCUUGAGAAGUAGUGCUCUCCUCCAGGGGAUGUAUAUGAGUUUGCUGAUGAGCUUUUCCAGCAUGCUCUUUAGCUCUAUCUAGGUCAAAGAUACAGCUGGGCAGAAAGGUGAGUUUGUUCUCCACAGCCUGCUGAGCCCUGAAGAUGCUGGUAAAAGGCUCUUUUCCCUGUUUCAUCUCUCUUCUGGGUCACCUUGGUGUAAGCAGAGCUGGUUAUAGAGCCUGUGAUGCCUGUUGUCCCUGGUGUGCUGCUGCGCAGUCCCAAAGCAAGGCAGGCACCAGGGUUCCCCAAAGCCACCACGGUCGGAUACGCCUCACUGCAAGGCUGUGCCAGUGCUCAAAGAAUGGGAUGAGCUUGGGUGCAGCCCCAGCUGGUGAUGGACAGCCAGCCAGCAGCACCUGGCUGGGGCAAAGGGACAUGUCACUGGCAAGGACUUCUGUGGUUGCUUUCCACGUGCAGCUUUGCCUGGGGAGCACAACACACGUGUCCCCAGUAGAUGGGCUGCUACUGCAGAAGGAGAUCACAGUCAGGGUAUCAGGGCAAAAGGUUUAAGGCUUACGGAUGCUUACUUUGCCCCAGUGCUUAUCCUCCAGCAGCUCCCUUGGAGCUCCUUCCAGGGAGAGGAGGCUGGGACCAGGCGGAGCAUGUGACGCGAGGAAGAAGCAGGCAUAAAAACUCCGUUUUCUGUGAAUGGGAAGUUGGUGUGAGCAUGCAGCCUUGCCGAUCUGCUCUCUUUGGUUGUGUGCUACCCCAGUGAAGCCUCAGAGCCAAGCCUGCUGUCUGCCACGUGGAUUUGUCCUGCUGCGCUCCUUGGUUCGAGCAGUGUGCGUAUCUUUGCAAGGACAUGAGCAGUGGCUUUCCUGUUCUAUUAAUUGGGAGAGAGGAUCUGCUCCCUUACACAGGCAAUACUGGUGUGAAUGCUGUAAUGUUCCUCCGCUUUCUGUCUCUUUGUGUUCGCCUUAUGGUCAGCUCUGCCAGGACUAACAGCCUAUGCCACUCUCUAAUGUAUUAGACAGUGCUGGGACUCCAUAGAGUGCAUGGGAAUUCUCCUGCCCUCAGAGAUGCGUGAAUCCUUGCAUGGAGGCUCACACAUGUUGCAUGUAUACCUGGGGAGCAGAAGGGGCUUGCAUGUGGUUGUAUCUUCCUGGCCCAAGAGCUUCAGUAGAAAUCCACCGAGAUAUUUGUGUGAAAUUCUGUUUUCUUUCUUGCUUCCUUUUUUUUUUUUUAGUUGUCGUGUUCCUCUCUCCUGAUUUACUGCACAUGCUCACGUGGCCUUGGAAAGGGGGAUUCUCAAACUGUUUUGCUUCCAAAAGGAAAAGAAGCUGGCGGGCAUUCAUAUUUCAGUUCUCGAGUUAUGUCGGUUAAAGUCUCCCAGUAGGAAAACGGAAGAUAUGAGAGAGCAGAUUGCUGGUGGUGAUACUCGCUAGAAGAAAAACAGAAAAAAGGAGCAUGAAAUUCUAGAGCUACAUCCAGACAAAUGUGAGGUUUGAGAGAGCUAAGACGGCUGCAGAGUGCGUGUCUGACACACGGUUUCUGAUCUGCAGGUGAGCAAUGUGAUAGAAAAGUGCUGCUAGCACAUGAAUUUUGUGCAGGACCUCCCUUUCCACCAGCACCAACAUGCAGAGCAACUACUCCUUGGUCAUUACCACCAGAGAAACUCUUCAAGUCCUCUAUACAGCACUGACAAACUCAUCGGCUGCAUUGCGCUCACCCCCUCCCUGCCCACUUACCUCUUCAGAUUAUCAGUUUUCACUAAUUCCAGCACUCUUCUCUGUGGUUUUUGUUCUGGGGUUGGUUGGCAACAGCGUGGUGGUUGUGGUACUUUGUCGUCACAGUGGCCCCAAAACAGUUGCUAAUAUCUACAUUUUCAACCUGGCCAUGGCAGAUUUGCUGUGCCUCGCCACCCUUCCCUUCUGGGCUACCUACUACGCGCAGGGGUACAACUGGCUCUUUGGCUCUCUCAUGUGCAAAAUCUCCAGUUCUGUCCUGUGCUUGAACAUGUUUGCAAGUAUAUUUUUCAUUACAUGCAUGAGCGUGGACCGGUACCAUGCUAUCGUCCAUCCUAUUCGCUCUCAAAGAAGAACUCCACAACAAGCUUAUUUUAUAGCAUUGGUUGUGUGGGGCCUUGCCUCUUUGUCCUCCCUCCCAACUUUUUAUUUCCGUGACACUCACUACAUUGAAAGCUUGGGGGUCGAUGCUUGCAUUAUGGCCUUUCCUCAUGAGAAUUUUGCAAAAUGGUCUGUGGCAACAGCCUUCCUGAAAAAUGCACUUGGCUUCUUCAUCCCCUUGACAGUGAUCACCACGUGCUACAUCUGGAUCAGGAGGCACUUGCUCAAAGCACAAGACUUUGGGAAAAACAAGCAGAAGAGGGACAAAGUCCUAAAGCUGGUGGCUGCUGUUGUUGUAGCCUUCUUAAUUUCCUGGCUCCCAUUCCACAUUUUAACUUUUUUGGAUGCCUUGGCUCAUAUGAACAUCAUCAAUAACUGUGACGUGACAGGGAUCAUCGACACAGCACUGCCGUUCGGCAUCUGCAUGGCAUUUGCCAACAGUUGCAUCAACCCUUUGCUGUACUGCUUUAUUGGGAACCAGUUCCAGGAGAGGCUCCAUCGCUUGUUUAAGCGACGAGUUUAUCAGUUCAACAGCCAUCAAGAGAGCUCUUCUUUGAGGAAAGGGAGCUGCUUCAGAGAUGCUGAGACCCCUGUGGGCAGGGAAGGGGAGCCUGAGUCCUUGCUGUAGGCACUGGGUCAUGAUGUGGGGCAGUAAUGCAGAUGGCUGUCCCUGCAGCAGUGACGCUCCUCUCUCCUGUUCCCUGUGUUUUGUGCCCGUUCAUUCACCAGCUGUUUGAAGGAGACUCUGGUUUUCUCAUAUGUAGAGAUUUAUUCUUCCUUCCUUUCUGCAAUGAGCACUCAAGUUUUACAUGGAGGGAAGAUUCUGGCCAAUAAAUAUAUUGAUGGCAUUUUAAAUAUCAGCUUGUGGAGCAGUGGAGAUCAGGCGAGUGUUUAGUGUAACACAAAAAGACAAAAUAUAUCAAAGAACAAUUGCAUGACAGCUACAGUUGUGUAUGCGCUGAGUAUUAUAUCCUAAGCUGAUUUUCUAAAAGAGAUUCUCACUAGAGAAUGUGUAAAUAAAGCAGUGCAGAU